This is a messenger RNA of Lepisosteus oculatus (spotted gar), 4246 nucleotides long. It is a transcript of the gene dnai4, whose product is annotated as dynein axonemal intermediate chain 4. Lineage: Eukaryota; Metazoa; Chordata; Actinopteri; Semionotiformes; Lepisosteidae. The record is from RefSeq and is a predicted model, not a curated record. Gene Ontology annotation, biological process: cilium movement. Gene Ontology annotation, cellular component: axonemal dynein complex. Gene Ontology annotation, molecular function: dynein light chain binding; dynein heavy chain binding.
ACAAGACAGUUUCCACUAUCCGGAAACAUACUGGCGUGUUUGAAGAGAAUUUGUGAAUUUAACUUUUUUAUUUAUUUUUCAUUAACCGAUUGUAGAGAUAUUACCAAAAUGUCUCAUAGCACUACAAAAUUAAAGAAGCCAACUGUUAAAGUAACAGCGUCUUCCAGGUUGAAUGUAAAUGCUAGAAUAGCGAAUGCAUCUAUCUCAGGAAUGAACAGAUUAAACCAAAGUGUAAUAAAUCGCAGCGGCGUUGGGUCAAUGAGCCGGAGAAGUGUGAGUUUACAAGGAGACUGCAAGACGCUCGAUAAGAGCCCUCUUCAAACAACCAAACAAGUUGCACAGGUAUUUGAUGAAAAUGGGAAAGAUGUCACUCCUCAGCCACUCUUCCACCCUGAUCCAAGUGCAGUGCAGUCCAAACAGAGCAAAAUCUUCUCAUCUCAGGAGACGUCAGCCAAUGCGUCCGAUUUCUUAUCUACUAUAUCUGUGUGCCAGACUGGGGUCAAUGCAAGCUUUGCUGGGCCAUUCACUAGGUCAGUUUUUGGAAGCAGUACUGUUUCUAGAUCAAGUCAAUCAAUGAUGGAAUCAAUGAAUGAGGAAAUUGAGGAUCCAGGUUCCAAGCGAGAUGUCACCAUCAGCCUUUCAGAUGUACAGGUGAGAAGGGAGGAGGUACAGGAACAAUUGACAGAAGAAGUGUUGUGUAGCAUUGUAGACAGAUGUUUGACCGAAACAGAAACCAUUUGGCUACUGGACAUGCCAGCUGUCAUUGUGUCUUUGGAUUCCGAAGAAGCCGAAACUAUCAAGGAGAAAAACAGCAGAUAUGAGGAAGUUUGUAAAAACAGGGCAGGCAAUGACCAGUAUGUUGAAAGGAUGAUGCAGACUUUUAAUGGGGCACCAAAAACAAAAGAAGUUCAGUGUGAAAAAAUCAACAUGGUGGAUGCAGCUGUGAUGGCAACCACAUGGGACAUGUAUGAUACUUUCAACACCUCUACUGCAGAAGGAGAGCCUAUAAAGGCAUUGGAAACAGAUAAAUCUGUCCGCCGAGAAAGUGUUUCAACCCACAGAUUGGAUGCAAGCAGAGCUCCUGAAAGAACAAUGUCGAUUAUAAGUACAACAAGUAUAACUAGCCGUUCCAGUUCAGGGAUGGAUAUAGAGAGUGCUGUCCUACAAAUGAUGCCUACAGAAGAUGAGCUAGAUCCUGAAUUAAUCCUGCAGUCUGAAAAAUUCCAACAGGACUUAUUUGUUAUGGAGAGAAUCCUCAUGGAAAACAUCUUUCAGCCCAAGCUGGCAGCCUAUAGACAACUUCCAAUACUUAUAGACCCCGACUGUAUACGUGAAGAGGAAGGGGUUAUCGAAGGUGACAAAGAAGAGGAGACCGCUGUAGAAACUUCGGCACCAGCGUUAGAUCGCCUGUGGUCUUUUACAUGUGAUCUCACAAAGGGUCGCAAUGUAAGCAGCAUGGCAUGGAACAAGAAGAAUACGGACCUUCUGGCUGUUGGCUAUGGGCAGUUUGAUUUCAGGGACCAGAAAUCUGGACUAGUCUGUUGUUGGUCUUUGAAGAAUCCAAUGUGGCCAGAAAGAAUCUUCCAUUGUGAAAGCGGUGUGACAGCUUUGGACUUCUCUGCUAAUAGUGCAAACCUGUUGGCCGUGGGAAUGCAUGAUGGAAGUAUAGCAAUCUACAGUGUGCAGAGCAAAGACAAGACACCAGUAAUAGACAGCAGUGAUUGUGCUAACAAGCACACCAGCCCUGUAUGGCAAGUCAAGUGGAUAGAGCAGGAGAAGGGAACUACAGGAGAGGACAAGGGGGAGACCCUCAUUUCAGUGUCUGCAGGUGGCAGGAUUACCAAAUGGUACCUUAGAAAAGGCCUAGACUGCAUUGACCUGAUCAAACUUAAAAGGACGAGAAAUGAAAAAGUCAAGAAACCAGCAGGCGAGAAAGAACGAAAGACUGAGGCUUUAAUUUCAAGACAGGCACCUGGGCUGUGUUUUGAUUUCCAUCCUAAGGACUCAAACAUUUAUCUGGCUGGCACAGAAGAAGGUCAUAUUCAUAAAUGUUCAUGUUCAUAUAAUGAACAAUAUCUGGAGACUUAUAGAGCUCACAAAGGGCCUAUUUACAAAAUUGCCUGGUCCCCCUUUUGCCCUGAUGUGUUUCUGAGUUGUUCAGCUGACUGGACUAUUCAUCUCUGGAGGCAAGAUCUGUUUAAACCAGUUCUUGGCUUUGCCUCCACGUACAGAGCUGUGUUUGACAUAAUGUGGUCCCCUAAAUUGGCCACUGUGUUUGGAGCAGUGAAUGAAGGAAGAGUAGAGAUCUGGAAUCUUGGUUCUAGCAUUCUGGACCCUAUUGCUGUGAGCUCCGCCAGCCCUGGGAUAAAACUGACCUCAUUACUGUUUGCCAAUGAAACGGACUGUAUUCUCGUUGGAGAUAGUGACGGACAAGUCAGUGUUUAUGAAAUGAAGAACUUGCCUACUGGAAACAAUACUCAGGUGAAUGCAUUAUACGACAUAAUCGGGUCAACCCUGGCAAGUCAGCUGUAAUAAACAUCAAUACUGAAGACGCAAGAGACAAGUAUACUGUAUUUUGGGGCACAUGUUGUUUGUGUAAUACAUUUAUAAUAGGAAUCUAAAUAAAAUUAACAUUUCCAUUUUUUGUCAUUCUGUUUACAUCAUGGAUAUUUAGAUAAGUACAAUGGUAGACAGAAAGUCGCAUGUGAAGAGAGAUCAAUCCGAUUAAAGCAUUUAAACUGUCUUAUUCAGUUGACAUUACCCAGAAAUAUACAUCUUAUUAUUUAAGCUUUAUAUCCAGAGUAAUAGCAUAAUACACUGUUCACAAAAAUUAGACAAUAUCUGAUUUUGAAACAGAAUUAUAAAAUGUCAUAUGAAUAAGCUUGGACUGUAAUGUGGGAUUGACAUGCACAAGUAGUGAGGGUCAUUCACGUAUUAGGUGGACAGUUAAACGUGAAAUAAUACUUGAGGUUUUCACAUAGUGGUUUGUGCAACCACAAGGCAUGAAAUACAAAUCAGAGGUGAUGGAGAAUUUAUACAACACUUGCAUUCAUUCCUUUCUACUGUUUAACCAAACAACAUCUAACACAAAAUGGAAGGACACCUGACAGAAUACUCCAGAGCACAAGGAUCCAAAGCUUUGCCAGCCUCUUGUGUUCUUUUUCCCAGUAAGCCAGAAAUAUCACUGAUGUACUGUACAUUAAAUGUCCCAGAUGUACCCCCAGCAACAAUGCUGGGCACUAGUGCGCUGUGUUACUGUGUUCAAAGUGUGACAGAUCAGUAGAAACUACCAUAGUAAUCCACAAAUGUGCAGGUUUCAGUGGAAACCAUGAUGGAUAGCCCUAUUUCUAUGCAACCUAUGAAGUCAAGAUGCAGGCAGGCAGGGUAAGUCCAUAGUGUCUUAUCUAAUAUACCAGCCUGGGAUAUGUGAUAUGUUUUUAGAAUAGCAAAGGUUCGGUUUAGUAUUCCAACAUGUAGAAAAUUAGUUACUAACUUCUAAAUGGGCUAGACUAACUAUUUAGUUUCUUAUUUCUGGAUGAACCAUUGUGUUUGAUCUUAUAGGGAAACAUGGCUUGCCAAGAUGAAUGAAAGUGGAUUUCUCAGGAUCCAAGUAGUAGAAUCAUUUUACACAGAAUAUAUAUAUAUAUUUAAUUUUAGAGAAUAUUUUUAAAUAAUUGGAUUUGAACAUUUCAACAAGAAACCAAAAUAAAUGUAUUAACCAAACUACAGUACAAUGCUUCUAGUUUAAAAGUAGUUCCCUGAUUCAUUAACAUAUAUAGAACAAUAUUAACUAAUCUGAGUUUAAGACUUUCAUAAAUUAGCACUUUUUGAUUAUACAGUAUGUUCUGUCCUGCUUGUGUUUAAAACGAUUAAAGUCAACAUUUGAAUAAGAUAUACAUUAAAAGCUAGUUAAACAAAACCUGAAGUGCAAUCAUUUAUCUGUACAUAACUAGAAUGUUUAAUUUUCAAUUAUCACAAUUAAGUGUCUGUAUUUUGUAAAUUUCAGGUAGUUUUAGUGGAAAUGUAUCAUUAAAAGAUUAUGGAUCUGCAAAAUGUGAUUUCUUAUUCCUUGUGACAUAUUAAAUAAAAGUAUAUUUCUUGCUGGUUAAUAUGCAACUAUAACAAAAAACCUUAGUGAAAAAUAUGCAAGCAUACGUGAAGGUAGAGGUUGUACUGAUAUUCCCUCAUUCACACGUUCAUUUAAUACUGUAUAUAUUGUAUAUUAGAAACCCUGAAUGUAUAUAAG